AUGAAGCAAACCCAAGCCGCAUCGAGGAAUCUGUCGCCCCGGGAACCGACGAAAAAAGAGAAGGAAGCCGUAGACGAAGGAGAACAAGAGAAGGAAGCCGUAGACGAAGAGAAUAAAGACAGAGAAGAAGAGAAGGAGCCGAAAGAAGUGGAAGAGGAAAUGGAGCCCCUAAGAGACUAUGAAACGGCGAUAAUUGUAAGACCACAUGGAACUGAGUCGCAUGCAGAAUCGUUCUGCAUCGAUUGUGAGGCUCGCACAGCAAAGCUAAAAGGUCCCACCGAUACAAUCGGAGGCCCAUCGAAUAAUGCGCAAUCUGGUAAGGCUCAUUCAGAUUCGGUGGAGGAUACUGGACCUGAGGCUUUAAAAGCGAUGGACGGUCGGCUUAUGAAAGCAGUCGAAGAUGCUGUGAAGGAUGAUGUGAAGGAUUUGAAGAAAACAGUCUCUUCAUUGUCUGACAAGGUAACUCUUGUAGAAAACGAAGUGAAAAUUCUUAGGUCGAGUGGUGAUAAUCCGUCGGAGGAGAAUAAGGAGUCGGACGAAGAGGAUGAUGUUGAUAAGGCAUCGGAGGAAGAGGAUCGUGGUGAUAAGAAGAGUAAGGAGUCGGAGGAAGAGGAUGAUGUUGAUAACGCAUCCGAGGAAGAGGAUGGUGGUGAUAAGGAGAGUAGGGAGUCGGAGGAAGAAGAUGCCGAAAAUAAUUACAUUCGCGAUGUUACAAACGAAGUGCUGAAGGAACAUGGUGAUGUUCAUGAUAACAUGGAUGAAGAUACUGCACAGAUGAUUGUUCAUGCUGAGAAGCAUAAGAAGGCAGAGGCUGGGAAGGCAAAGAAUGAAAAAAAGAGAGGGAGAACAGAUGAUGGAAAAGAAGCAGAGCCUUCGAAAAAACCAAAGGGUUUAGGAAAAGUGAGGAGUUCCGUUAAUACAAGAAGUCGUCGUUUUGGGGGGGAGAAGGGAGCGGAGGAGGAGGAAUCAGAGGAGGAUGAGGCAGCAGAUGAAGAGGUAGCAGAGGAAGAGGCAGCAGGGAAGAAGAUCAGAGGUGCAAAGAAGGCAGCAGAUGAAGAGGUAGCAGAGGAAGAGGCAGCAGGGAAGAAAAUCAGAGGUGCAAAGAAGGCAGCUGAGAAGAAGGCAGCUGAGAAGACAGCAGCUGAGAAGGAGGCAGCUAAGAAGGCAGCAGCUGAGAAGGAGGCAGCUAAGAAGGCAGCAGCUGAGAAGGCAGCAGCUAAGAAGGCAGCAGCUAAGAAGGCAGCCCAGAAGAAGCCACCCUUGAAGCCGAAGAAGAGUAAGACACAGAAGGUAGGUAAGAAGACGGAGUGA
Messenger RNA from Eruca vesicaria subsp. sativa (arugula), 1311 nucleotides. NCBI's taxonomy places the organism in Eukaryota, Viridiplantae, Streptophyta, Magnoliopsida, Brassicales, Brassicaceae. The record is from the annotation of a GenBank genome assembly.